AGAGCAAGAGCACCCCGGCGGCGCGGGCCAGCAAGAAGAUCAGCCUGCCGGAGCCCAGGUCCAGAUUCUGCAAUCGGAUCUGCACAGGUGGACUACUAUGGGGCAUUGAGUGGGUGCAAGAGUCUGCAAAUGCUGAUUGGUUUGUAGGAUUGGGGCAUAAAUUGGAAGGAAGAGUAUCCGCAGUGUGAUGCAGAAGUAUCUUGAGGAGAGAGGUGAAUUAACCUUUGACAAGAUUUUCAAUCAGAAGAUUGGAUUUUUGCUUUUUAAAGAUUAUUGUAUGAAUGAAAUUGAUGAAGCUGUCCCUCAGCUGAAAUUUUAUGAAGAGAUAAAAGAAUAUGAAAAACUGGAUUCUGAGGAGGAACGUUUUAGCAGAAGUCGGCAGAUUUAUGACACAUACAUAAUGAAAGAGCUGCUGUCUUGCUCACAUCCGUUCUCAAAGAAAGCUGUAGAUCAUGUACAAACUCACCUUGCCAAGAAACAAGUGCCACCAAAUCUUUUUCAGCCAUACAUAGAAGAAAUUUGUGAUAGUCUCCGAGGAAAAAUAUUUCAGAAAUUUAUGGAAAGUGACAAGUUUACUAGAUUUUGUCAAUGGAAAAAUGUAGAACUAAAUAUUCAUCUGACCAUGAAUGACUUUAGUGUACACCGAAUAAUUGGGCGAGGGGGAUUUGGUGAAGUAUAUGGUUGCAGAAAAGCGGACACUGGAAAAAUGUAUGCAAUGAAAUGUUUAGAUAAGAAGAGGAUCAAGAUGAAGCAAGGAGAAACAUUAGCCUUAAAUGAAAGAAUUAUGCUGUCGCUAGUCAGUACUGGCGACUGCCCUUUUAUAGUAUGUAUGACCUAUGCCUUCCACACCCCUGACAAACUCUGCUUCAUCCUGGACCUGAUGAAUGGAGGAGAUUUGCACUACCACCUCUCACAGCACGGGGUGUUUUCUGAGAAGGAGAUGAGGUUUUAUGCUACUGAAAUCAUCCUAGGCUUAGAACACAUGCACAAUCGAUUUGUUGUAUACAGAGACUUGAAGCCUGCAAACAUCCUGUUGGAUGAGCACGGACACGUAAGGAUAUCAGACCUUGGUCUUGCUUGUGAUUUUUCCAAAAAGAAACCACAUGCUAGUGUUGGUACCCACGGAUACAUGGCUCCUGAGGUGCUCCAGAAAGGAACAGCAUACGAUAGCAGCGCAGACUGGUUCUCUUUAGGCUGUAUGCUUUUCAAACUUCUGAGAGGUCACAGUCCUUUCAGACAGCACAAAACCAAAGAUAAGCAUGAGAUCGACCGGAUGACACUCACCGUGAAUGUGGAGUUACCAGAUUCAUUUUCCCCUGAACUAAAGUCCCUUUUGGAAGGGCUUCUGCAACGUGAUGUUAGCAGGAGGCUUGGCUGUCAGGGUAGCAGCGUGCAAGAAAUAAAAGAGCAUCAUUUUUUCCAAGGAAUUGACUGGCAGCAAGUCUACUUACAAAAGUAUCCUCCUCCACUGAUUCCUCCCCGGGGAGAAGUAAAUGCAGCAGAUGCUUUUGAUAUUGGCUCCUUUGAUGAAGAGGACACUAAAGGCAUUAAGUUGGUUGAUAGUGACCAAGAAUUGUAUAAGAACUUCCCUCUGGUAAUAUCAGAGCGUUGGCAGCAAGAAGUAGCAGAAACUGUUUAUGAUGCAGUAAAUGCAGACACGGAUAAAAUGGAGGCCAGGAAGAGGGCUAAAAAUAAACAACUUGGCCAUGAGGAAGAUUAUGCACUAGGGAAGGACUGCAUUAUGCAUGGGUACAUGUUGAAAUUGGGGAACCCAUUCUUGACUCAGUGGCAACGUCGUUACUUUUACCUCUUUCCAAAUCGACUUGAAUGGCGAGGAGAAGGAGAAUCACGGCAAAAUCUACUGACAAUGGAACAGAUAGUCUCAGUGGAAGAAACUCAGAUUAAAGAUAAGAAAUGCAUCUUGCUGAGAAUUAAAGGAGGAAAACAAUUUGUCCUGCAGUGUGAGAGUGACCCAGAGUUUGUUCAGUGGAAAAAAGAGCUGACAGAAACCUUUACUGAGGCACAGAGGCUGCUGCGUCGUGCUCCAAAGUUUCUCAAUAAAUCUCGCUCAACAGUUGUCGAGCUUUCAAAGCCACCACUCAGCCAUAGGAAUAGCAAUGGGCUGUAGAAGAGAUGAGAGAACAAAGGUCACUUAGGGAAAGCUACUCCGUCACCUUGUAUGAGGGCCACAGCAUCAUUAGUUACUUGUACAAUCCCUGAACCAGGAAGUACUUAGAAGAAGACGCCUUGGAGGUUUACAGCAUGGGAUGAUGACAGGACUCUACAUCUGGAGGUUGUGAAGACUAAUGCUAUGACAAGGUGAAUUCUCACUUAUAGCUGUAGUGAAAGUUGCCAAAUGUAGAGGCUGCUUAUUGUUCCCAUGCAUCGUCACACCCUGGUGGUGUUCGAAUGGUCUGUUAUCCUAGGACUAUCGAAGGAAGGAAGAUAAUCUUUUAUUUGCAAUACCCUUGUUUUGGUAUGUACCAAACCUGGAAACUGAAAUGAUUACUACCCUUUAUCAUUUACAUGUCGAUGUCUGUUAUUGACGUAUCCCAGACUUUGGAAGGAACCGCAAAUUUGUCAUGCGGGAUAACAGGUAAUCCUAUGUGUUGCCUUGUUCUUUCCAGUCAUCAUUAUUGACUUUAAUAUAUCCUUGCUCCAGACUGCUGGUGAUCAACAGUGUAAGUCUUAUGCACUUCAAAGUUCUGAGUUCUAACUGUCCUGUGGUUUGAAUGUUGUUGGUACUUCAUGGAAACAUUGAACUCAGAUUAUUCACUUGGUUUGUUGUACUCACUAAUAGUAGCUACCACCAUUUUGUUUCUUUUACUUACAUACAAAACUAUAACUGACACAACAGAGUAAUAACUGGUGAAGAGGAAUAUAUGGUAGCUUCAUCUAGUGGUCGGUUGUAUAAGUUGAUUAUUUUAGCACAGUUUUUAAACAGCAGAUUCCUUUGACAAGUUUACAGUGAAUACAAAGACAGUUCUUUUCCAUGUCAGCUCAACUGCACUUUUUAAAAAUUAAAGAAUUCUGUAAAUCCAGUGCAUACUAGUGCACAUACUGGAUUAAAAUGUAUGGAUAACUUGGUAUGUAUUCUUCUGGAUCGCUCUUAAGAUGUUGGACUCAUAGACCCUUCUCUCUCUCUCUCUUUUAAAGUAAUGUGUUCUCAUAGCAUAGUUAUCCCGGCCAAGCACUUAAUAUUCACAUGCACAUCAGAUGGCAGGAAUUUCAAAAAGAAGUCCAAAUUUCCUUUUAUAGAGAAUUCAGACAUUCACACUGAAAACAGUCUGAGAAUAGUGAGGAUGAAAAUGCAAAAAAUAAGAUGAUUAUAUGCCAAAUGUAUGUAAAUUCUCCUUAUGCCAUCAUUCAUAUGUCACGUGUAAGGUGAUAUUUCAGGGAAGUAAAAAUAUAGUAUAUAAUCUUUGGACAACUUUGAACAUUUCAGAACAAUUUCUACCCUGUUAUGCAUACUGUGAGUCUCAUUGAAUCUAAUGGGUUUGCAAGAGGUGCAAGUCAGAGGAGAAUUUGAGCCUUCAUCUAAUUCUGUAUUACGUUGUUUAUUGCGGGUCACAUUCUGCUGAGUUACAUGGGUAUAACUCUCAUAAAAGUCAACAAAGUCAAUGGGACUUGCACCUGUGUAAAUGGGAGCAGAAUUUGCACCAGCAAUCUGUUUUGCUCAUCCCUUCUGACCAGUUCAUUUCUAGCUUGUCUGGCUAACAGUCAACUGCAGAGCUUCAGAACAGUUUCGUGGACAGCAAAGUAUAAAGUGCCAAAAAACUCAAAAAUCCUUUUUUUUAAAAAUUCCUCUAUUUAUCCUCCACAUUCUUGUGAAAUUGGAUGUAUGAGCUACUAAAACUGGGAUGGCUUAAUAAAUCUGACAACAAUGCCAACCAUUUUUCUUACACCUUGUUAUAGUGUGAAUUUUAAAAAAUAUUUUAUGCUUGGCAAGUGGUAAUUUUAAAAGGAUAUUUUCACAUUCAUUUUCUUGGAGUACAUUUUAAAAUGAGCAUGGAGUUCCAUUUUCAUCUACUGAAAAGUAAUGUUUGAAGGCCAAGUAUAUUUCUAUGAGCAGUAACUGUGGUAUUUUCCUAAAUUCAUGCCACUGUGAAGUGGCAGAUUGUUAAUGUAAUCUACUGUACAUUGGAUAUUUUUUAAUUGUUUUCCUAGACUACCACACACACACGCCUAUUCUGAUUUGUGUUUUUGAAUAAAAAGAAAGCUCAAUCUAUUAUAAAACCACAUUAAAAAAACCCUCAUAUCAUCUCUUACUCCUUUCAUGUUUUAUUAGUUCAAGGUCAAUUUGAUCAGUUCCAUUUGUUCUCUUUUAAUUAUUUCCAGUAGCUGAAGUUUUCUUUCAUCAUAUCCUUUGGGAACAUUUGUGGGUCUAUGGUUGAUUCUGAUAGUUUCAUCAUACUAAAUUCUAAAAUGCUAUUUUCUGUCGAUAAAAGGAAGAUAUAUUUGCAGCUAAAAAUGUGUGCCUCUAAAACAUUCAUUUGUUUGAGUCAAAGCUAUGUAAUAACUUGUGGAAGAUAUGUUUAUUUUAAAAAUUAAAUUACAAAAUAGAGUUGGUUUGACACUUGAAUAUACUGUAAGCCUUGUGCAUUAUCACCUCAUUUUUGUAAGUAAUCUGGAUUUUGAUUUUUAAAAUGGCAGCUAAAAUCAUCUGUCAUUUAAUAUUCACUGCAUUCCCUUUGAUGAUUGCUUAUAGGAGUCAAAUAUUAAUCUGCAUAUAUCAUUAUUUAUUUUCCUCCAGUUUUAUUUUUGCCCAGAAUAUUAACAUGAAUUGUUGAAGCUUUGUAGAAGUUGUGUUUUGCACCAUUCCACUGUCUUAGUCAGUAACUUCACAUUUCUGAAAGAACAGUUACCUUAACAAAACCCCCACACUUGUAUUCGUGGUAAAGUAUUUUAUCACUAAUAAAUGAAGGUUUUGCUUGGAAAAUUCAGAAUCAGAUUUUAUACUGUAGAGAGAGAUUUAAAAUUUAAGAAUUCCGAAGUCAGAGAUUUGUUGUUCUUAACCAAUUGUUGCUAUUUUAGAUAUCAAAUUCUAUAAUGUCUUUAUGGGACAAACAAAAUUGUUUUUUCAUGAGGAUCUUUAAAGAAUGUAAAUAUGUUGUAAAACUUGUUAAAAAUGGAAAAUGUGAGAUAAGACUUGGUUUUGUCUUUUAGACAUCUGAACCCCCUUUGUACACUCAGUGUGCUUAUAAAAUGUUCAGGGAACUAAUUAAAAAAAAAAAAAAAUACUGCUUGCGUCAACAAAACUAACUGAAACGUUAAAUGCAGCUUUUCAGUAUGUUGCUAUCUGCAAGGCUGUAAAUGUUUGUUCAGCUCUAGUGCAGACUUUUAUUUUAUGCAUUUGUGGGUAACUUUUUUCCCUUUCAUUGUAGAGCGAAAUAUAUUCCAGAUAAUGUCAGAUUCACCCUCCUACACCUUGGGUGUUGCUGGGGAUAUUUCUCAGUCAUUCUGUAUAUUAGUUCUUCUGACAUAUGAGCUGAUGAAUUUCUGAAGGCCCUAACCCUACAGAGACUUGUUUAUGUGCAUCAGUGUAAUCAAGCCCAUGAGUAAUGUGAUUGAGACUGUUCACAUGAUUAACGUUAAGCAUGCAUGUAAGCUUUUAAAGGCUUAGGGCCUAACAGGCUUCAGAAUUGUCCUUGAAAGACAUGGGGCUCACUGUGCAUUCUUUGCUUACUACAGUUCCCCUAGUGACGAAAGACCAUGGCAGUUUGAGUGUGCAGGGAAUAAGUUAGACCCGGGGCAGCUCUAGGCAUUUUGCCGCCCAAGCACGGCAAGCAGGCUGCCUUCGGUGGCUUGCCUGCAAGAGGUGCCCGGUCCCACGAAUUUGGCGGCAGCCUGCGGGAGGUCCGCCGAAGCCGCAGCACCAGCAGACCCUCC
Messenger RNA from Gopherus evgoodei (Goodes thornscrub tortoise), 5889 nucleotides. It is a transcript of the gene GRK3, whose product is annotated as G protein-coupled receptor kinase 3. Lineage: Eukaryota; Metazoa; Chordata; Testudines; Testudinidae. Gene Ontology annotation, molecular function: ATP binding; G protein-coupled receptor binding; G protein-coupled receptor kinase activity. Gene Ontology annotation, biological process: G protein-coupled receptor signaling pathway; regulation of signal transduction; protein phosphorylation. The record is from RefSeq and is a predicted model, not a curated record. The transcript has 22 exons. Bases 188 to 2128 code for a protein of 646 amino acids.